Protopterus annectens (West African lungfish) is the source of this 6318-nucleotide messenger RNA. RefSeq names its product pseudopodium enriched atypical kinase 1 (gene PEAK1). Gene Ontology annotation, molecular function: ATP binding; protein kinase activity. Gene Ontology annotation, biological process: protein phosphorylation. The record is from RefSeq and is a predicted model, not a curated record. The transcript is spliced from 5 exons. Gene Ontology annotation, cellular component: focal adhesion; actin cytoskeleton. NCBI's taxonomy places the organism in Eukaryota, Metazoa, Chordata, Ceratodontiformes, Protopteridae. Bases 263 to 5533 code for a protein of 1756 amino acids.
GAAGUUUGGUGUAUCUGUUCUCACAAAUUUGUAUAUCUUUUUUUAGGGAAGUCUUCCUGAGGCACUGUCCAUCCACCAGGACGUUUUGUUACAAAACUCUACUACCUAAGGGAUCGACCUUCAAGAGCUCCACAGUUUAGAUUAAAAACCUGGGACAAUAUGUAGCAGAAAAGUAUAUUCUGAUGUGCGGGUCGAAACCUAUCUUAGUAAAAUGUUCACAGUGCAUUGAGUACAAGUUUUUCUACCACAGUGCUCUUUAAAAAUGUCUGCUUGCAACACAUUUACUGAACAUAUCUGGAAACCUGGUGAAUGCAAAAACUGUUUUAAACCUAAAAGCUUGCAUCGCUUGAACCCAGAUUCUGAAAAGUCUCUCCAUCCCCAGACUAACAUAAAAACAAAUGCCAACCACAGCAACAAUCAUCGAACCAAGAGUACAGGUAGUUUCAAGCCUCCUGUGGCAAAGAAACCAACAAUUGCUGUGAAGCCCACAAUGAUGGUUGUAGAAGGACAAAGCAUAGGUGGAGACUUGAGCAUGUCCGACCACUGUGAGAAUAAACAAAUGCUGGUAGGAUGGAAUCAAAACAAGGUUGUAGUUAAUCGGAAACCAUUAAAUAACAACAUUGAAGAUGAUGUGGGAUACAGCCAUAUACAGAGGUCUUGUGGCAUUUCUGAUGGUGUCAACAGAAUGUUUAGCAAUAAUAAUAAUGGUCUUGCAGAUGUUUUAAAAGAAGUUGUUGGACUAGAUAACACAAGUCAAGUGUCUAGAAGUGAAGGAAACUCAAGGGACUCUUUUUGUGAAAGAAUACAUAGUUGCUACAAGCGUUCCUUAGAAAGGAAAAUUCCUCCUAGUUGUAUGAUUGGUGGGAUAAAGGACUCCCAAAACAAGCAUGUUGUACUGAGUGGAAGCACUGUAGUAAUUAGUAAUGAAGGUGGACGCUUUUGUUAUCCUGAGUUUUCAAGUGGAGAUGACAGUGGUGAUGAUGCUUUUUAUGGAGGUAUGCAUGAAGACCAUGAAAGCUGGGAUGAAAGUGAUGAAGAAUUAUUAGCAAUGGAAAUUCGUAUGAGAGGGCAGCCACGAUUUGCCAACUUCAGAGCAAAUACUUUGUCUCCAGUAAGGUUUUGUACAGAUAAGAAAUGGAAUACUGUACCUUUAAGAAACAAGUCACUCCAGAGAAUAUGUGCUGUUGACUAUGAUGAUAGCUAUGAUGAAAUUUUAAAUGGUUAUGGUGAAGAUACCGUGAUUCCUUAUGGACAGGAUAGUAUGCAGAGUAUGAUUUCUUCUGAUUCUACAUCGCCAGAGUCCAGCUUAACAGAUGAUUCUCGCUCUGCAAGUAUUUCAUCUCAGAAACUUUCUAAUGGAGUGCUAUCACCAAUCGUUGCAAAAGAAGUCAAGUUUGUUGACCGAGAUAGUGACAUGAUCAUUGAUGCAGGGCAACUGAUCAAGAAUAACUGUAGCCCUUCAAAGGCUGCUUCAUCUUCUUCGAAAUCGUCAGAAACUCAUACAGCUAUACUUGCACUCAGGCUGGAGGAAAAAGAUGGAAGAAUUGCUGUACAAAAUGAAAGAAAUGUUGCAGAAAGUCCCACACAACUACCAGCACACACAUUGACAUUAAAUUUUGUGCCUCUGGAAGACCAAGCAAAACCUUACAGAGUUGUAAAUCUAGAGCAGUCUAGCAUAUGUAAACCAUACACAGUUGUUGAUGUUUCAGCUGCAAUGACAGGUGAAAGUCUGGAUACUCAAGGAGAUAGUUGUAAAGCUGCUGAUAAGUCAAGUUCACCAGAUACACAGUUUUCUCCUUUUAGUACCAGCACUCCCACAACUCCAACUGGGCAUUUUAAUAUAAGCUGGAAAAAUUCAAAUUCUGUCCAAUAUCAAGAGGUCUGGACCUCCUGUACUAGUCCAAGACAAAAAAUGCCAAAGGUAGAACUGAUUACAGAGAUGUCUAAUUCUGCUGUUCCAAUUAGGAAAAUCAGUUAUAAAUCUGCACCUGCUUCACCAACUACUACAAGUCCUUCCUCUAAAACUAUCCCUGUCAAGUCACCUAAUCUCUCUGAGAUUAAAUUCAAUAGUUACAACAAUGCUGGCAUGCCACUUUUUCCAAUCAUCAUCCAUGAUGAGCCAGAAUAUGCAAAAAGUUCAAAGAAUGCUGUUAAAGUGCCAAUUGUGAUAAAUCCAAAUGCUUAUGACAAUCUAGCAAUCUAUAAAAGUUUUCUAGGAACGAGUGGGGAGGUUUCAAAUAAAGAGAAAACUACAAGUAUUAUAAGCCAUACAUAUGAGGAAAUAGGUUCUGCAGAAACAAAAGUUACUGAAGGUACAGCAGGCAAACCAGUGGAGCAAGUUCAAGGAGUUUCCAGUGAACACAGACUUGGUUCGGCAUCUCAGAAGGAUUAUGAAUUCAGUAACACUUUGAAUGAAAAUCAGACAUCACCUCAGAGAAGUCUUGAGUCUAACCAUAGUUCUCCAUCAAGAAGCCAACAUUUAAAUCAAGGUUCUCUGACAGGAAAGGAAGUACCAUUGGAUCACCUUUCUUCUGCUACAAACCGAGAGAAUCCGACUGCACUACUUUCUCAAAUUGUAGCUUCUAUCCAGCCUCCGAAGUCACCACCAGAAAGCCCACAGUCCAGCAUUAAGUGCGGCAUAACAGAGGAGUUGUAUUCAUUGCCCCCCGAUGCCAAUGGAACUCCAGAUUCUCCAGUGCAUCAGAAUUCACUUUUUACUGCACAGUCCAGUAGUGGAACUGAUCCAUUGAAACAUGGUGGUGUUGGUUCAAGUAAAGUACUGAAAGAUACUCCUACAAAACAAAUUUCCAUCCAUUCAUCAAAGCCAUCAGUAUCAUGUACCACUUCUGGGAGUCCCAGAGCUGAACAGGCCCCUCCAUUUCCACCACCACGUUCUACUUCAUCUCCAUACCAUACCAGUAACCUUCUGCAAAAGCACUUUAGUAAUCGGACAAAGUUUUCAACCCCUACCCGAACAACAGAUGCAGAAUCUGUACUCUGUUUAGAAAGUCGCCGUGCAACUGAUGCAAAACCCAAGCGAUGGAUCUCUUUUAAAAGUUUUUUCCGUCGCAAAAAAAAUGAAGAUGAAGAAGAAAAGGACAAGGAGAAGGGAAAAUUGGUAGGGUUGGAUGGCACUGUCAUACAUAUGUUACCUCCUCCACCUGUUCAGCGGCACCAGUGGUUCAGUGAGACAAAGUCAGACUCCAGUGAGAAACCUUCUAUUGUCUUCACAUACAAGCAAGGACUUGCUCAGUCAGAACUGAACUUUGACCAGAAGAAACCUGCUGUAACUGAACUAGAGAGCGAGACUUUAGAACUUGAGAAAGAUAGUAAGAUAACUGAAGACAAAGAUCAGCAGAAAUUUCCAAGAACCGGAGAUCACAUUAACAAAACUACAGCUUCAUCUCCUCUUAAAACAGAGAAAAAUGUCAGCCACCUGCCAAAUGAUGCAUCUUUGGAAGGGAAGUCACCUCUGGUCUCAGUGAUUCAGAAGUCAUCACCAGCAAAACAGGAGACUGAGAGCAACACAGCCACACCACUGUCUGCAGCUGAAGGUAUGCAAACUCAAGAAGAAGGAGAUGAAGCAGAUUGUACAGAGGCCACCUUCUGCAGUGCUACCUACAGCAACUUGGGGCAGUCCCGAGCAAAUAUGAUCCCUCCAAAACAGCCACGACAGGUCAGAGGAGCCUCAGAAGACGCCAUUGCAUUUGGUGGUAUAGCAGAACAUGAGGCAGAACAGGACCUCCAGCCAACCCCUCCUCCACUUCCAAAAAAGACAGUUAUCCGGGCUAAUACAGAGCCAUGUCAGAAAGAAUUUUCCCAAAAGCAGAGUGAUGUGAAAGCAAAGAAUAAUCUGACCGUUGGUAAUCCUCUGUAUGAUGUAGAUGUCAACUGGGAUGCGGCCAGUGCUUGCUCUUCUGCCAGUUCAGAUGCCAAGAUUUUCGACAAUGAAUCUGGAGACUCAUUGGACAGGUGCAUUGGAAGCAGAAGGAUAAACCAUUCAGUAGCAAAUAGUUUUUCCAGUUUGACCACUGUCAGUGUUAAAGAGAAGUCUUCUAAAAGCAUGGAAUCAUUGUCUGGCAAACUGAUUCACCAUAGCAGACAAGGCAUCCAAAAACCUCAGCGACAUGCAUUUUAUAAGGAUAUUGAAAAUCGUGAAGAAGUAAUGGGAAAAAUCCAAAAUCUCCAUUCAGACUCUUUAAAAAAACUAGCCAGUAAAUGCGAGGACUAUUUUAUGGCUGGACAGAAAGACCAGCUGCGCCUUGGAGUGGAUAGCUGGUCAGAUUUUAGGCUGACUAGUGAUAAACCUUGUUGUGAAGCUGGUGAUGCCGUUUACUAUACUGCGUCCUAUGCAAAGGAUCCACUUAACAACUAUGCAGUCAAGAUCUGCAAGAGUAAAGCCAAGGCAUGCCAGCAACAGUAUUACCACAGCCUAGCUGUCAGACAGAGCCUACCAGUCCACUUUAAUAUCCAACAUGACUGUGGACAUUUCUUAGCUGAUGUUCCUGUGAGACUUCUACCUUGGGAGGAUCCCUUUGCCCCAGUUACUGAUGAAGAUGAUGAAGAGGAGGAGGAGGAUGCUGCAAAAAUAGGGAAGAACAACCAAUCAAAUUCUUCAAGAAAGAACAGUUCAAGCAGCCAUAGAUCUGUCAGCAAGCACCGCAGCCGUGUUGUGGUAAUAACAAGAGAGGUACCCUACCAGACAGUGGGAGAUUUUGUUAGGGAAUCUGUAGCUCGCCAUGAGCAGAACCCUGAUCUCUAUGAGCGACAGGUAUGUCUACUGCUUUUACAGUUGUGUUCAGGACUAGAGCAUCUAAAACCUUAUCAUGUAACACACUGCGAUCUGCGUUUGGAAAAUUUACUUUUAGUUCACUCCAGACCUCGGAAUCAGUGGAGUUUUGAGCCAGUUGAACCUAAUUACUCCUCUGCUUGUCCAGCAAGACUAAUUGCCAGUAACUUUACUCAGGCCAAGCAAAAGAGUCAUGUUGUUGAUCCAGAUGUUCUAAAAGAUCAGUCAAGGUUAGCCCCAGAGAUUAUCACAGCCACACAGUACAAAAAAUGUGACGAGUUUCAGACUGGCAUCCUAAUAUACGAAAUGUUGCACUUAACCAAUCCAUUUGAAGUAAAUCCUGAAUUAAAGGAGAAGGAAUACACAACACUUGAUCUUCCACCUAUCCCUCAGCGCUCUCUAUAUUCUCCUGGUCUUCAGCAACUUGCCAGUUUUCUCCUUAAUCCAAACCCUUCUGAACGGAUAUUAAUAUCUGAUGCUAAAGGUAUUCUUCAGUGCUUACUUUGGGGUCCACGGGAAGACUUGUUCCAAACACUCAACAUGAGUAGUAGACAUGAGCAGAGAGGUGUCAUAUUGCAAAACUGGCUUGAACUCAAAAGGACGCUGCUUAUGAUUAAAUUUGCUGAAAAGUCUCUAGACAGAGAGUGUGGUAUUAGUUUAGAAGACUGGUUUUGUUGUCAGUAUUUUGCAUUCUCAACUACAGAAGCCCUCGAUCACAUAGUGAAAAUUAUUCAGCAACAGUGAUUUGUGUAAAGCUGCUUUUACCGAAGGGCUCAAAGUUAACCUGACCACUGGGAAAAUGGAGUUACACUGUUAAAUUUGUACUGCAGCUGUUAAAAGCAAUUAUUUCAUAGUGUGGCAUGUUGUACAUGUAUUUUUUAAUGUUUGGGUAGUUUUGUCUUGAGCAUCAUUGUGGCAUUUGGUUUGUCAGCAACUUUUAAGUGAUGGGAUAACAUUCACUGUAUAUAGCUGAGCUAAAAUGAAUGACUUUUCGUAUGUAAAUGGUGGAUUUUCUCAUUCUCAGUAAAGGUACAUCUAAGAUGCCGUUAAAUUACCACACAAACAGUAGGUAAUAAUUUAAUAUCCAUGUCCCGGAGUGCCUUAUUGCAGUCAUGAUGCACUUGUGUGUAAAAUGCAUAAAAAUUAAUUUUCUGCAGUUUGUAAAUUUCCCUUUCCUGAUAAUCAGCAGCUGCAAGAUGUAUGGUUUAUGAGCUGAAUGAGUAUGCUUUGUGUUACCAAACCUGAAAUUCAGUUUUCCCUAGACAGUUAUAAACAUGGUGUAGUACGUUACCAUUUACAGGCUGCUUUGUAAGUCUGUUACCAUACUGUAAGUGUAGAUAUGCUUUUUAUUAGAAGUGCACAAAAUAUGCAUUGGUCACCAUGGGUGUAUACAGAUUUUUUAAAACUGAACUGUGGAUGAAAGAUAUUAAUUAUGAGCCUUUUAUUUUUCUCACCCACAGCUGUGUUAAGGAUGUAUGUGCAAUUCUUGUAAAUGUUAUAUAAGUGAUAAAUUGCAAUAUUUAAGUUAA